AGAUUGCAAACUACAGCACCCGCAGUACGGACUUUAUCAAUGUCACGCUCCUUGACUCAAAAAGUUCCAUGCUCUUUGUGGAAACUGGGGCGACUCAAUCAUGUAGCAAUUGCGGUACCUAAUUUGGAGAAGGCCCAGUCUUUUUACAAGAGUGUUUUAGGAGCCCAGGUGAGUGAGACAGUUCCUCUUCCUGAACAUGGCGUCUACACUGUUUUUGUGGAGCUGGGAAACACAAAGCUAGAACUGCUGCACCCUCUGGGAGAAAAAAGUCCAAUUGCAGGCUUUCUGCAAAAAAACAAGGCUGGAGGAAUGCAUCAUAUCUGCAUUGAGGUUGAUGAUAUAAAAGCAGCUAUGACAGAACUGAAGGAAAAGAAGAUCCGAAUAUUGAGCGAAGAGCCCAAAAUAGGGGCGCAUGGCAAACCAGUGAUUUUUCUCCACCCUAAAGAUUGUGAUGGAGUCCUUGUAGAACUUGAACAAGCCUGAGCUGUAAUCCUAAAAGAUGAAACUAUGAACUAAUUGCAAAACUAAUGAGAUGGUGUUGGAAUUUGUAUUAUGCCUUGUACUGUGUAAAAGUCAUUGUACUUGAUUCUUUCUUGUUGAUUAAACACAUUACAGCUCUUAAGUUGUGAAAUGUGGGGAAAUAACACUACAUACAGGAGGAAGCUAAAGCACUGUUAACCCUCCUAGUCAUUUGGGGCUAUGACUUUUGUUUUGUUGUUCAGACCUUCAAAAAUAAUACAUUUAAAUGUGUUUGGAUUCCGUUAGACUAUGAAUUCAAACAGUAACAUGAGCUGAGGUACAUAUACAAGAUAUAGUCAUUUAUUUUUUGUUAUCACAGUUUGCAGCAUAAUUUUUAUAUAUAGAUUUCUAGGUUACCCCACAUAAUUUUGCUCUAUAUUACCCACUUCUAGAUGAUAAGAAGAUGGCUCAGAUAUUCCUGUAAGAAAGAAGUCUACAAGAGAACAUUUUAUUUUCUGUCUCCACCAUUAUAAGCAUUAUCUAAGCUUCACAUUGAUUGGUUCAUUCAAUUAUAGGAUCCUUGUGUUAUUGUAUGGAUGUCUGCGAUCGCUAAGCAACUGUUCUCUAUCAUAACAAUUGCUGCCAAGAAAACUGUUGUGUCUAAAUCACCAUUUUGUAGCUUUAUGUAUUACAUGUAUAUGAAAAAAAAAAUCAAGAUUGAUAGGGGAAUAAUUGGUUUAUUUUAAAUAUACUGUGAU
Emys orbicularis (European pond turtle) is the source of this 1217-nucleotide messenger RNA. It is a transcript of the gene MCEE, whose product is annotated as methylmalonyl-CoA epimerase. Gene Ontology annotation, biological process: L-methylmalonyl-CoA metabolic process. The transcript is spliced from 2 exons. NCBI's taxonomy places the organism in Eukaryota, Metazoa, Chordata, Testudines, Emydidae. The coding region runs from base 40 to 483 and encodes 147 amino acids. The record is from RefSeq and is a predicted model, not a curated record. Gene Ontology annotation, cellular component: mitochondrion. Gene Ontology annotation, molecular function: methylmalonyl-CoA epimerase activity.